Molecule: messenger RNA, 1621 nt
Organism: Filobasidium floriforme
Lineage: Eukaryota; Fungi; Basidiomycota; Tremellomycetes; Filobasidiales; Filobasidiaceae
Product: fatty acid elongase-like protein
Exons: 3
Coding region: 202-1536 (444 amino acids)
Biological process (GO): fatty acid elongation, polyunsaturated fatty acid; fatty acid elongation, saturated fatty acid; very long-chain fatty acid biosynthetic process
Cellular component (GO): endoplasmic reticulum membrane
Molecular function (GO): fatty acid elongase activity
Source: RefSeq, a predicted model, not a curated record
AUUUCAUACAAAAAGGGUCAGACGUAGGUCGAGACAGGGAGCAACCAUCGUCACUCACCACCUUGCCACCAGCUGGUAUCCAAGACAUUCUCCAUCUCGACCUCGAAGCGGAUCCACCUCGACCUCGGACUUUCAGAUCUCCGGAAUCUGGAUAGAAUCGGCCAGUAGAGAGCAUACUUUGGAGACGAUCUCACCUACAUCAUGGUCUCGGUCAAGCUUUCGCUCAUCCCCAACUUUGCGAUCUGGGACCUCCCCCACGAUUAUCCGCCCACCCUGUCGAUCCCUACCGUCGACAAGUCCUCCAUCUUUAGCCGAGCUCCCUUCUCUAUCCCCGAAAACCUCUUCUUCCGAUCUCUGGACUACAAAUGGCCGCUCCUCCUGGCCUCUUCCUACGUUCUCAUCGUCAAGACCUGGAACUAUGUCAAUCGCCAGCGCGGUGGGAAGCCCUGGGCGAUCAGCAAGACGUCCGGUUUCUUUUGGUUCAUGGUCGCCCACAACGUCUUUCUCGCCGUCUACUCGGCUUGGACGUUUGUAGGGAUCGUCGGAGCUGCGAGGAGGAGUUUCGAGAACCCGUUCACCUCGCCAAACGGGUUUAGGGGAACGAUGGAUUCCCUCUGCAGGAUGCAGGGGACUUCUGGAUUGGGCAACGCUGCGAUCUACAACUCGUCCCCGUCGUCUCAAUCUUGGUUCAAGUCUCACCCUCUUACCGCCGGUACUAUUCAGACCGCCGUCAACGCCUACCUCCCCAAACCCGAUCAACUCGGUCGACUCUGGAACGAGGGGCUCGCCUUUUACGGCUGGUGGUUCUACAUCUCCAAGUUCUACGAGUUUAUCGAUACCGCCAUCAUCCUCUUGAAGGGAAAGCAGAGCUCGACCUUGCAGACUUACCAUCAUAUGGGAGCCUGUGGGUGUCUCUUUGUCGGAAUCAAGUACAUGAGCCCUCCUAUCUGGAUCUUCCUCUUCUUCAACAGCUUCAUCCACUCGCUCAUGUACACCUACUACACCGUCACCUCGUUCAACAUCCGCGUGCCCAAGGCGAUCAAGCGAUCCUUGACCACCGCGCAGAUCACCCAAUUCAUCGUCGGCGGCGGCUCUGCCCUGCUCCACCUCUUUGUCUACUACAAGUUCCCCACCUCCACUUCGGCCAUCAAAUCCGCCAUUGGUCUCAAGGACGGCGACGAACCCUGGGUCCCCUGCCUCGACACUAGCGCUCAGGCCUUUGCCGUCUGGUUCAACGUCAUCUACCUCACUCCCCUCACUUACCUCUUUGCGAGGUUCUUUGUCAGGUCUUACCUGAGAUCUUCUUCGACCACGGCUGGAGCCGGACAAGGGAAGAAGAAGGACGUCAGGUCGACCUUGCAAGCGGCGGAGAGGGCUGGCAAGGACGCCGUAGAGGAGUUUGGCAGGGCCGAGGUCUUGGAGAACACCUCGGCUGGGAGGUCAACUGCCAGUGCCGUGGGGGUCAAUGGGAACGGGAAUGGAAACGGAGUCGCCUCGAGGAAAGGAUGGGAGAGGACCAACAAGGUCGUCGACUGAAAGAAGCGAAAAAAGAAACCCCUGGUCGGUGACUGGCCGUCGUGGUAAUUCAUUCCUGGGUUCAUUCGGGAAAUGAGCGCUCGAU